Messenger RNA from Pimephales promelas (fathead minnow), 2373 nucleotides. It is a transcript of the gene smyd1b, whose product is annotated as SET and MYND domain containing 1b. Gene Ontology annotation, molecular function: histone H3K4 methyltransferase activity; protein binding. NCBI's taxonomy places the organism in Eukaryota, Metazoa, Chordata, Actinopteri, Cypriniformes, Leuciscidae. The record is from RefSeq and is a predicted model, not a curated record. Gene Ontology annotation, cellular component: nucleus.
UCAGAGUUUUCAUCACUAUUAUUAUUCCCUUCUGUUAGUCCUCCACAUUGACAGCUUUGAGUGUGUGUGUGUGUGUGUGUAUAUGUGUGUAAAUGAUCCAGAGUGUGUGUGUGUGUGUGGGGGGGAAGGAAGGUGCUGGAAGCUCCAGGUGGCGACAGCUGUCUCUUGACGGGCGGCUCCAGCUGAUGGACAGAAAUAUCCCUCGCUCUCUCGCUCUCUCUCGCUCUCUCUCCGGGUGAGCGCAUGCGGGGUAAAAACCUCUGGGUCUCCUGACCCGGACCGCCCCGUGUGACGACACACACACCUUCUGGAAACACCCCCACCGAACCCCAACAUGGUACAGCUGGAGCCCUCGGCUAUUUUAGUGAGUGCUCGAGGAAUCCCAGACAGAAGACUUCAGUGAAGACGACGGACAGGCAUGGAGUUUGUGGAAGUGUUCGACUCUCCGGGGAAGGGCCGGGGCCUUCGGGCCACCAAAGAGGUGUGGGCUGGGGACGUCCUGUUCUCCGAGGCCCCGCUGGCGUCUGUGGUGUUAGACAGUCUGGUGUCCAGUGUGUGUCACUGGUGUUUCCGGCGGCAGGAGAAGCUCCAGCGCUGCGGUCAGUGCCGAUUCGCUCAAUACUGCGACCGGACGUGUCAGCGAGCCGCGUGGGAAGAGCACAAGCUCGAGUGCGCUGCCAUCAAGAGCUACGGGAAAGCACCCAAUGAAAACAUCCGUCUCGCGGCUCGCAUCAUGUGGCGUGUCGAUAAGCAUGGAAUGGUGGUCUCGGACAUGCAGAUGACGACCCUGGAUGAACUGGAAAACCACGUCUCUGACAUGAACGAGGACGACCUGAAGGACUUCAAAGUCGACAUCCACAACUUCCUGGACUUCUGGCCUCGCGGGAGCAAACAGCACACGGUGGACAGCAUCUCACACAUCCUCGGAGUGAUCAACUGUAACGGGUUCAUGGUGAGCGAUCAGAGAGGUUUGCAGGCGGUUGGCGUCGGGUUGUUUCCUAACUUGUGUCUGGUGAACCACGAUUGCUGGCCCAACUGUACCGUCAUACUCAACAACGGCAAUCAGUCGGCUGUCGAUACUAUGUAUCAUUCUCAGAAGAGAAUCGAGCUGCGAGCGCUGGGGAAGAUCAGUCCCGGGGAAGAGGUGACCGUGUCGUAUGUGGACUAUCUCAACCUGUCUGAAGACCGCAGGCGUUUGCUGAAGCAACAGUAUUACUUCGACUGCACCUGCGAACACUGCACCAACCGCACCGGAGACGACCUGAAGAUGGCCGGAGCCGAGCUGGAGGGAGAGAAGGUUCCAGAAGAAACGGUGAAAGAAAUCACGGAAUACAGCCGGAAGAUGCUGGAGAAGAUGGAGAAGGCCCGGCAGGACGCCAACUACAACGAGGUGGUGAAGAUCUGCCGCGAGUGUGUGAAGAAGCAGGAGAACGUGCUGGCCAACACACACAUCUAUCAGCUGCGCAUGUGGAGCACACUCAGCGAAGUGCUUUCAUACCUGCAGUUCUUCGACGAGGCGUCUACGUAUGCGCGCAAGAUGGUGGAGGGAUACCUAAAACUGUACCAUCCCAACCACGCUCAGCUGGGAAUGGCCACGAUGCGGGCCGGCGUGACGCACUGGCAGGCGGGACUGAUCGAGGUCGGCCACGGCAUGAUCUGCAAAGCCUACGCCAUCCUGAUGAUCACACACGGCCCGACACAUCCCAUCACCAAAGACCUGGAGGCCAUGCGCAUGCAGACGGAGAUGGAGCUGCGCAUGUUCAAGCAGAACGAGUACGUGUAUCACUCCAUGCGUGAGGCGGCGCUGCAGAACCAGCCCAUGAAGAUGAUGGCCGAGCCCGUGGCCGCCGAGAGCAUCAAGAACCUGUUCCGCAGGAAGUGACAUCACAACCCACGCUCGCAUUCAGCAGAUUCCUACAAGAAGCAUCAAAGAGCCAAUAAUAUUAGGGAUGCACGAUAUAUAUCGGUCAGUAUUGACAAUAUACGUUCAUUUUUAAUGAUAUCGGUAUCGGCCUGAUAAGAAAAUGUAUUAUUUUGAUAAAUAAUGUAUUAGUUCCUUCAGCUGAGACUCUUCUGAUGCGCACAGUUCAACAUGAUGGGUUUGAAUUGCUUGAAAUAUGAUUAGAAUCACUUCAGAAAUGGAAAAUACAGUUCUGUCAUAUCGGCUACAUAAACUAUAAUGAGAACACGUGUGUUUGAGACGUGGAUGUAAUGGUGAGACUUUUGUUUUUGUAAUCAGGCUCUCAAAAAUGAUGUAUAAAAAAUUGGGAUUUUUUUCUAAUUGCGAUACAUUUUGAUUUAUCGGCUGAUAUAUCGCUUAUCAGCUUUCAAACUUUGAUUUAUCGGCCGAUAUAUCGGUUAUCGGCUUUCAAA